CGCGCAUUCGACUCAUCACGACGGCGCGAUUGCUGCCGCCUUCGCUGUUUGGUAGGCUUGUGGCUGGUUCUCCAUCGGCAGCACACCUGACGAUGGAUGUCAAUCAGGUGAGUGGGACCCAUGGAGUGGGACCAGCGGGAGAGGGCACACAACCACAGAAAAGAGAAGCGCAGCCACCUUUCGAUCGCUCUUUCUGAUGUGAUGUGAUUGGUCCUUUCUGCGUUUGUUCAGUUUGUUGCGAAUGCUCGUGCGGUGAAGGACAGCUUGGUGCUGCUUCUCGACCAAGAUCCCGCCACCAUCGCCGCACAAGUGGGUUACACUCACUGCUGAGAAACAUUGCCGAGGAGCCGCUCGCUGUGUCGUCGAUUGAUCAGCUGGGCUCGGUAGCCCCACUGCUGUGCACCCUCACGAGCCGGCUCCAGCAGGGAGGGCCCAGCCUCACCAGUACUGGAGCUGUAGAUGCACCCAAAUCGACCACCGAGGUUGCUGCUGCAUCGGGAUCGGCAGACACAGAGCCACAGGUAGGGUGGGGUGGAGUGGAGUGGAGUGGCUGGCCGUCUGCCGUCGUCUGUGCAUGGAUCCGCCCUCUGCCUUGUUGUGGCUGUCGUGUUGUCUUAUUGCAUUGCAGGCGCCUGUGGACACUGGUGGCCCAUCGUAUCGUCUGAUCCAUCGAAGCGGCAACAAUCCUCCCGUGGGCCAAGUACCGGUAAGGACCACUCACGAUUGAUACAAUCAGCCCGUCACGUUUGGUUGUCCUCUCUGUUUUUCAUUUCAGGCUCGUCUUCGCCUGUCCCGCGAUGAGCUGGCCAACGUGUACGGCCACCUGCAGCCGUGGGAGCUGGCGCGCCACCGCCGGCGUCUCGGCACGCCCCUCUUCCAUCAGUCGGCCGCCAACUACACCAAACUGGUCAUCGACUGUGAGGACGACACGGCCAGUUGCAUGUGGGAGAAGAUGCCGCGGCCUGUGGCGCAGAGAUGGGGCAAGAGGGCGACCAACGUCCGCGAGAUCAGGAUGCGGCACCCCGAAUGGGGCCAAUGGUGCCGCGGGACGUGGGUGGCCGUGGUGGAAGGUCACUCGAUUGGCCGGGCGGCCAUCGCAGCGAAGGAGAGACGAGACAGGGAGGGAGGGGAGGCGGCAUCUGCUGCGGCGAUGCGAGACGAUGACGGUUGCCAGUUGGAUGAGGGCACACUGGAGAAGCUGUCAUUCGAGGCCGUCAAGCUCAGCAUUCGCAUCCCCCACCCUGCGCCCUCAUCUGCUCUGCCCCCCGCCCCCACCGCCCCCAUUCAUCUGCCGGCACUCAGGACGGUCGAGAACAUCCUCACCGCGUGCCUGGCGGCUCGCGUGGGCCGCCAGUGGCGGACACCCGCUGUCAAGACCCUCACCCCCCGAGGCUGGAAUGCUGCGCCAGGGGAGGAUUGCUGGACGGCGUGGCUGGGCGACUGUGAGGCCAUGGAGGUGUUGGACCUCGCCUUUUUGGCCGGCACGCCGGCCAAUGUGCUGCGUGUGCUGCCAGUCGGCUCAUCGCUCGCAGCGCUUCGCACACUACGGGGCGUACGGGUGGGUGUGAAUGCCUCCCCCGCCGAGAUCGACAUGCUGCGUGAGGUGCUGGUAGCGAGGGGCAUCCGGCGGUCCAUUCGCGAGCUCAAGAUCAAUCUGGGUCCUGCUCUGCAGAACACAGACGAUCACUGGGAGAGACUGCAGAAGACCGCACACUUCGUGUAAGGACACACAAGAAGAGGAAGGGGUCAGGUACACGUGACAUACACCAAAUGUUUGUGACAUACACCAAAUGUUCUGUGUCUUGGUGUAAUUUUGCAGUGACGCCGUCGUUCAUCCUCAGGGGUUGUCGCAGCGCAUUGUGCGCGACUGUGGCGGGGCUGGACGUAUCUCCGCCGAGCUCCUCUCACGCAGCAGCAGCGCCGGCACUCCGACCGCACAGAGGAUCGUCGAUGAAUUCGCCAAGACAGCCGGCGUCGUAGGUUACAGCGGAGGCGACGCGACCCAUCCUGUGGCCAUCACGGACGACACAUUCCCCCUCGCACACACACUGUCGCUGUCUGUCGGCGCCCCCAUCUCUGACCAGAAGAAGGAGCGGGCCCUCCAGAUCGCCUCCCACAUACCCGACCUGUCCUCCAUCCACGCCACACGCGAGGUCCCGGCUGGUGAGGUGUGGGGGUUCCUCGAGAGGCUGCAGACGGCGCUGGUCAGCAGGGAGCAACAGAAGAGCCUGUCGGUGGAGAUGUUUCUGCCGACCAAUGCAUUCACCGCACCCCUGGCCGAUGGGGGGAGUCCAUCACUGUGGGGGCGGGACAGCAACAAGAAGCUGCCGCCGAUCAAGGAAGUGUCUGUCAAUAUUGUGGGUGAGCGGGCAUGGGAAGGCGUGUGACAACCAGCAGUCGUAUUGUCUGUGUGCGGUGUCAAUGUUCAUUCCUUUCAGGCGAGGUAGACGAUGGCGAGUUGGAGACCUUCUACGGGCGCGUGAUGGCCGCAGUGGCCUCAUUCAGCAAUGAGCUCAAGGUGCGCCUCACAACACACCACAUACAGAUGACUGUCGGGCAAUCACUGUGUGGCCACUGUCAUGUUGCUUGAAUGAAUGACAGGGGCACGAGAGGACCAAAGUGUACUUAUACGACACCGAUGCUCUGCAUGGGACGUUUCCUGGAAACACCAUGUGCCGGGACUUCGAGCGGCGUUUCCUGGCUGAGCAGGCCGGCCCCAACUUCGGCGGGGGGCCAUACAAGCUCAGCUUCGUUGAUAGCAAUGCGUCAAUCCCGUACUUGUUGGUCGAGCGCCGCACGUGACCUUUAUUUAGGUGAGGACACUGAACGACAGACAAAUGGGCGCGUCACCAACCGUCUCUCUCCCUCUGUGUGUGUUGUCAGAUCUGACGGCAGCUGUGGUUGGGUGUGUGGAGGGAUACUGCGGAGGAUAGACAGCACUUCUAGACCUUGCUCGGCUCGCGUAUGUUUGUGUUGGUGACCUACUUGUGCCUGGAUGGAAG
This is a messenger RNA of Vitrella brassicaformis, 3002 nucleotides long. The record is from the annotation of a GenBank genome assembly. Lineage: Eukaryota; Vitrellaceae.